AUGACUGGACAGACUAUUGCCUUGGCGGCGGCCUCGCUGGCCAUGUUGUAUGGCGUACAGAAGGCGCUUGAGUACCGCAGGCUGGUUGCACAGUGCGGUGACCUACCAUACAAAGUUACGGUGCUCAACCCCCUAUCAAUGGUCUCUUUUGCGCUUGCCGCAAUACGCGGAACACCCGCGGAAGUACUCACGAAUGGCUACGCUCCAUUUGAAGAGGGGGGUUACGAUGCCUACGCUCAGAUAUCUCUUUACCCUAGCGGUAUCGUAGUGCACGUUGCGGAUCCCUCCGCCAUCAAGGACAUCUCAAUGCGCCGCGUAGUAUUCCCAAAGCCACUCGGUAUCUACAAAGGGUUUGCCAUCUUCGGGAACAACAUCAUCGCGUCGGAAGGCGAUGAGUGGCGCAAAUAUCAUCGCAUCUCUGCACCGGCGUUCUCAGAGAGGAACAUCCGCCUGGUCUGGAACGAGACGUGCACCGUCAUGCGAGGUCUGAUGGACGAUGUAUGGGUGAACGCGCCCGAGGUCGUGGUUCCUCACUUUCUUGACAUAUCACUGCCUAUUGCGCUCUUCGUCAUCGGUGCGGCUGGCUUUGGACGCCGCAUCUCAUGGGACUCGGACAACUACGUGCCUCCAGGACACCAACUGAGCUUCAAGGCUGCACUAGAUGCCUGCGCUCACGACAUGGGGUUCCGCGUGAUGUUCUCAGAAAGGAUUCUAAGCCUGACUGCUCCAGGACGACGGGUACUGAUGGAGUUUGAGGAGCUUGAUAGAUAUAUGCUAGAGAUGAUCCGAUCGCGGAGGAGUGGCGACAAGAGGGACGAGCGUCACGAUCUCUUCAGCGGAUUACUCGACGCAGCCGAUGAGGAAGCUGGUGGACGCGUCGCGAUCUCCGACCGCGAACUGAUGGGCAAUAUCUUCAUAUUUCUUGUCGCGGGACAUGAAACCACGGCACACUCAAUAUGUUUCACUCUUGCCUAUCUCGCGUUAUAUCCCGAGGUCCAGGACAAACUUUACGCUGAGAUACGGACCGUAAUGAACGAGGAGGGUGCGUCGGACCUAACGUGGGGCUACGAGGUGAUGAGCAAGUUAUCUUAUGCUCUUGCCGUAUUCCAUGAAACUUUGCGCCUGCAGCCUGCGGUGGUUAGCAUACCAAAGAUGGCUGCUGAGGAUACCUCGCUCUCCAUCCAUGAUGGCAUCGGAAAUGCUCACACCUUCCCCGUACCUGCUGGAGCUAUUGUCUUGCUUGACGCAGCGGCCAUGCAACGGAACCCGCGUUUGUGGACCGACCCACUGCUCUUCAACCCCGAUCGUUGGCUCACCUCCGUAGAAGACAAGGAAGCUCAAAUCCAUCGUCGUGAUGCCUUCGUUGCUUUCAGCUCAGGCGCACGCAGGUGCAUGGGACAACGAUUCUCUGAGGCGGAGGCUGUCGCGAUCUUGUGUUGCCUACUCAGUCGUUACUCGGUGCAUCUUACGCACGAUGAUGACGUCCCCAAUGAGAGCGCUGAGGCGAGAAGGGUGAGAAGGGAGAAGAUAUUGGAUCAUGUAGCGGGUGCAACGAUCAAGCCCAAGGACGUACCGCUUACCUUCAAACGAAGGUCAUAG
Peniophora sp. CBMAI 1063 is the source of this 1599-nucleotide messenger RNA. The record is from the annotation of a GenBank genome assembly. Lineage: Eukaryota; Fungi; Basidiomycota; Agaricomycetes; Russulales; Peniophoraceae.